AUGGUCGGCGGCGGUGCAUGGCGGAGCGGUGAGGGGAGACGCAGGGCGAGGCGGAGGAAUGGGCGACGCAGUUUGCCAGCGGUGGCCUGGUCCAGGAGCUCGGGGUACAGUUCAUGUGGGAAAGGUCGGAAGUGGGGGUUGGAGAGGCAAAACUGGCCCAACCCCUACUCCUCUCGUUUCGGCCGGUUGCAAAACGCGGGAGGAUUUUUUCCCCCACGCGCCGCCGCCCGCCAACCUCCGGCCGCCGCACGCCCGGCGUCGCGCCGCCCGCCCGCCCGUCCGUCGCUCGCUUCGCCCGCCCGUUCGCCGUCGGCUGCGCGCCCGCUCUCGCCUCGGCCGCGCGCCCAUCCGCCCGCCUCCACCGGCCAUGGUGACGCCGCUUCGCUCCGCCUCCGUCGGCCGCCGCCCGCCGGCCCCGUCGCCCCGCCUCCGUCCGCUGCCCCGCCGGCCCUCGCCGCCUCGCCUCCGUCCGCGCCGCGCCCGACCUCCGCCGUCCCGCAGCCGCCGCCCGCCCGCCCGAGCGAGGUGCAAGUCGCCUCGACGGUGGCCGCGAUGCACGUCGGAGCAAGCGGCGGCGUGCUGGCCAGCACGUCGUCCGGCCGCCCGCCCGUCGCCUCGGCGAAGCCGCCGAGCAAGGCGCCGCCCAAACGCCCGUCGCUUGGGCCCAAGGGUGCGGCCGCCAAGCCGGCCGUGAAGAAGACAACCGCCCGGAAGAAGCCCACCGCUCCCGCACCCGCGAUCACCGACACGCCGCCCGUCGUGGAUGAGGUGCUUGAUAAUAAUCCCGAAACAUCAUUCAUGGGGCUUCUCCAAGACGCGGAGGUGGACAUCGGGGCUGCUCCUCUCGAGUCUUUUGAGUUUGGUGGUGAGGAGGAGGAAGAGGGUGAUGAGGAGGAGGAAGAGGGUGAUGAUGAGGAGGCGAUCGAGAUAGAGGAGGAGACGUUCACCGCCGUUGCCCGCCCCACCCCGCGCUCGACAAACUAUACCGAGGCCGAAGAUAUUCUCUUGGAGACAAUUGCCGGUUUGAGGUACAAGGAGAUGCCCGCUUCCAAGGGCAAAUCAUUCCCAUUUAAGCAUGCUUGGGCAAUUCUUCAAACUUUUGACAAGUGGAAGUUGAGGGAUCAAGAGACCGCACCCAAGAAGGCGGCAAUGCUUAGGAUGGAUGAUAGUGAUGAGGAGGAAAGAAACUUGUGCAAACCCGAGGGAACCAAGAAGGCAAAGCUAAGGAUCAAGAUGGAAGGAGAGGCGUCAAGCUUAAGAGAGAAGAUGGAGCAAAUGAUGAAGUCUAGGGAGACAUUGACAAUGAAGACAUUGGAGACAAAGCUUCUUAUCACCGAGAAGAAGAAAGAUGUGAAGCUUGCACAAGUUGAAGCACGGCGUGAACAAGCGAAGCGCAAAGCCGAUAUGGAGGAGAGGAUGCUCAAGCUCAAGGAAGCAAAGGCAUGGAAAGAGAUCAUGGCCGAGGAGAAGGAGCACAUGAUGAUGUGCAAAAAGGACAUGGAUGAAGACCAAUUGACGUGGUGGAAGGAGACCAAGGAGGACAUCGCCGAGAGGAAGAGGCUACUUCGUGGUGCGUCCUCUACUCUUCGAGGUGACACUCCGAUGAGUUGUGGUGGCGAUGGUGGUGUGGAGGACUCCACCACCGGCGCCUAUGGAGGUGCUUGA
Lolium perenne is the source of this 1665-nucleotide messenger RNA. NCBI's taxonomy places the organism in Eukaryota, Viridiplantae, Streptophyta, Magnoliopsida, Poales, Poaceae. The record is from RefSeq and is a predicted model, not a curated record.